Molecule: messenger RNA, 1846 nt
Organism: Camellia sinensis
Lineage: Eukaryota; Viridiplantae; Streptophyta; Magnoliopsida; Ericales; Theaceae
Product: pentatricopeptide repeat-containing protein At2g20710, mitochondrial
Cellular component (GO): mitochondrion
Molecular function (GO): protein binding
Source: RefSeq, a predicted model, not a curated record
CCCCCCCCCCAAAAAAAAAAAAAAACUCCCCAAAACUUCGUACUUCGCUUAAACCCUCUCUCUCCCUCUCUCUGUUUUCUGUAUUUUCUCUCUCUAAAAUCUCUGUUGAGUGCUCGGUUUUUAGCUUCGGAUGAAGGUUUUUAGGUCGAAUCGUGCACUGAAUCUGAAUAGAUGUUGCUGUGGCUUUGGUUUAGGAAAAGCUCUGGUGUACUCGACCACAUCAACCGUAUCUGCGCCUGCAAAACCAAGGGACUCUUUGUACCGUCGGAUUUCGCCUCUGGGACAACCAACGGUGUCGAUCGUUCCGGUGCUGGAUCGGUGGAUCGAAGAAGGAAGAAAUGUGAGUAAAGAACAGCUUCAACACAUCGUCAAGGAGUUGAGACGUUACAGUCGAUUCAGGCACGCUCUUGAGGUAUCUCAAUGGAUGAGUGACAAAAGGUGUUUUGAACUCUCGUUUGGUGACAUUGCUGUCCGGCUGGACUUGAUCUCAAAAGUUCAUGGAACAGAACAAGCAGAAAAUUAUUUCAAUAAUAUUCCAAAAAAAUUGAAAAUCAUAGGGGCUUAUGGUGCCCUCCUCAACUGCUAUGCCCGAGAGAAAUCUGUGGAAAAAGCGGAGGCCAUCAUGCAGAAGAUGAAGGAGUUGGGAUUGUCUAGGGCGACAUUGACCUACAAUAUUAUGCUAAAUCUCUAUCGUCAGACGGAAAACCAUGAUAAAUUAGAUGCUCUGAUACACGAAAUGGAAGAAAAGGAUAUCCAAUACGAUAAGUUUACCUUCAGCAUUCUGCUGACUACAUACACAGACACCUCUAACGUUGAAGGAAUGGACAGGAUAUUGCAGAGGAUGGAAUCUGAUCCAAAGGUUGUCUUGGAUUGGAAUGCUUAUUCAAUUGUGGCAAAUGGGUUUUUGAAAGCUGGGCUUACAGAGAAGGCUUUGGCAAUGCUGACAAAAUCUGAGAGUCUCAUCUUAACUACCAAAAGGCGGAGGAGUAUGGCUUUUGAUUACCUUGUGACACAAUAUGCAGCAAUAGGGAAGAAAGACAACGUGUUACGACUUUGGGAACUCCACAAGAAGACAGAAAAGAUAUACAACAAGAGCUAUAUAAGCAUGAUAACCUCACUAUUGAAGUUCGAUGACAUAGCAGGUGCUGAGAAGAUCUUUGAGGAGUGGGAAUCCAGUGAAUUGAGUUACGAUUUCCGGGUUCCAAACUUUUUGAUUGGUGCAUAUUGCAGAAAGGGUCUUGUGGAGAAGGCUGAAGCUUUUAUAAAUAGGGCAAAAAUGAGAGGGGGCAAUCCGCUCCCACUUACAUGGUACUUCUUGGCUACAGGAUAUGUUAAAGAUAAUCAAAUUGCAAAGGCAGUCGAAGCAAUGAAGGUAGCGGUCUCAACUUGUGAGCCACGACUGAAGGUAAGCAAGCCCACUUUAGCUGCUUGUCUGGAGUACUUGAAAGAGAAGGGCGAUGUUGAGGAAGUGGUGGAAUUUUUAAGGUUACUUCUGGCCAAGGGUGUUGUCUCAGCUGAUAUUCAUGAAAAAUUGUUAAAUUAUAUGAAAAAUGCAAAAUCAUUUUCGCAAGCUCUUAGUUUAAUGGAAGAGGAUGCUUUGGCUGGGGCUGGAGAAACAACAAAAAUUUCGGAGGAGAAGCAAAUGGAUGCUUGGGUUGCAGAUGGAGAAAUAUAUGGGAUUACAGAGCUGAAAUAGAAUUGUUGCAAAAAAAUACUUGGAAAUUGCUAAAUCUUCCGAACUUCAAUGUGUUGUUGGGACAAGUCAUACUGUUAGUAAUGGAGUUUUGUUCAUCAGACAUGCAAAGCACUUUUUGUUCUCUUAAACAUUUUUGUAUAUAUUUUUGCA